AUUCUCAUCCCCUCGUUGCUUAGAACCAGCUCCCAGUCUGCUCUCCCACUCAUCCACCACAAUGGCCGCCAUCACCGACCCAGCCUCCAUGCUCGUCUCCGCAGGUAUCCCAGCCUUCAAAUGUCCCCCAGGAACAAAGAUGUACAUUCUGGAUCUGGGAACUCUCCAAGUCGACGAAUCCUGGCUCCUCCGCGGUGCCAACGUCAGCACCCUCAGCAACCCCAACCCCGUCAACCGUCGUCGAGACUUGAUCCUCUUAUCCGCGCUAAUCGAUUACCCCGGUGUCGGUCUCAUCCUAUUCGAAACCGGCUGUGCAGAGGAUCUUGACGUGAAAUGGGGCGCCCCCAUAACCGACAUCUUCCCCCGGACCGUCUACACGGAAAAACACAAACUCCCCGCGGCCAUCCAAGCCACAGGCCACUCCAUCAAAGACAUCAAAGCCGUCAUCCUGGGCCACUUACAUCUCGACCACGCCGGGGGCCUCGAACACUUCCUCGACACGGACGUACCGAUCUACGUACACGAAGAAGAAUUCAAACACGCCUGCUGGGCCGUCGCAACGGGCGCCGAUCUCGGCGUCUACCUAGGCCAUUACAUGUUACUGGAACGGUUAAAGUGGGUGACGUUUUCCGAGGACUCGUUGGAUUUGUAUCAGGGGAUUACGUUACAUCAUUGUCCGGGACAUACGCCGGGAUUGUGUGUGAUGCAGGUGAAUUUGGAACGGGAUGGGACGUUUAUUUGGACGACAGAUCAGUUUCAUGUUAGGGAGAAUUAUGAGUUGGGACAUCCGCAUGGCGGGUUGGCGAGGGACCACAAUGCGUGGUAUAGGAGCUUGGGGCGCGUGAGGAGGUUGCAGAGGUUGUUUGGGGCCAGGUUGGUGUUUGGGCAUGAUAUGGAGGUGGCGAGGGGGUUGAUGGCGGAGAGGGAGGUUUUUGAGUAGGUAGUUGGUUGUUUUUUUGGUGGGGGGUGGUGGUUGGUAGUGGUAUGGGGCAUGUUUGUAAUUGGUCAUUGCUUCUAUGUACACUAUGCUAGUGAUGGCUGAUGAUGGGGGUUAGGUGUAGUGGAAGAGACUGCUUCCGGACUCAAUGCCCAGCGGCGAUGUCCAUUUCCAAGACAUAAAGGGCCUCCCGUUGAUGACUGCCCAGAUAUUAUACAUGAUUAGAGUGAACGGCACUGUCCCAUACGACAUGGUUUGCGAGGUACUGAUUGAAGGUGUACCCGUUAGAGGAUUUGCGGACAUGAAAGGGGUGGAACCCAUGAUCUUGGGUUUCUCUCAUGAGAAGAGGGAUAAUAUCAGCUCUGGUUUGGCUAGAACCCAUGAUUUCGACCGC
Messenger RNA from Aspergillus ibericus CBS 121593, 1331 nucleotides. RefSeq names its product N-acyl homoserine lactonase family protein. Lineage: Eukaryota; Fungi; Ascomycota; Eurotiomycetes; Eurotiales; Aspergillaceae. The transcript is spliced from 3 exons. The coding region runs from base 62 to 940 and encodes 292 amino acids. The record is from RefSeq and is a predicted model, not a curated record.